Rotaria sordida is the source of this 426-nucleotide messenger RNA. The record is from the annotation of a GenBank genome assembly. Lineage: Eukaryota; Metazoa; Rotifera; Eurotatoria; Philodinida; Philodinidae.
AUGAUUGUAUUAAUGUAUGUAUCUGUUUUAAUAUUAAUGACAAGAGCUGAACAAAAUUUCUCAUUAAAAUUAUUAAAUUCUUGUUCAUCAAAUUUAUCUUGUAUUCAUGGAAUAUGUUAUACAGAUCAAAAUAUAUCAUCAUGUUUAUGUGAACGUGGUUGGACAUUAUCUCAAUCUCAACCUCAAAUUUGUAUUUAUCAACAAAAAUCAAAAUUAGCUGCAUUUCUUCUAUCAUUUUUUGUUGGUGGAUUUGGUGCUGAUUGGUUUUAUUUAAGUGUUGGAAAUGGUGGUUAUAUUGCAGCUGGAGUUUUUAAAAUGUUAACUUUAGGUGGAAUUGGAAUUUGGUGGCUUGUUGAUUGGAUGAGAAUAUUAACAAAUUCAUUUCUUGAUGGACAAGGUGUUGCUCUACUUGAAUGGUCUCCAUGA